Molecule: messenger RNA, 1490 nt
Organism: Cokeromyces recurvatus
Lineage: Eukaryota; Fungi; Mucoromycota; Mucoromycetes; Mucorales; Mucoraceae
Exons: 1
Coding region: 67-1437 (456 amino acids)
Cellular component (GO): nucleus
Molecular function (GO): protein binding
Source: RefSeq, a predicted model, not a curated record
AAAAAAAAUUUUUUUUUUUUUUUUUUUUUCAUUAUUUUAAACUUAUUUCAGUUUUAAGUAAUAAAUAUGCUCGAAAUUGCAGUUUUACCCGGAAAAGGUAGAGGAUAUAGAGCUACUGAGGAUAUUACAGCAGGGACAACAAUACAUGUUUCAGAGCCCUUGACGACAACCGUAUCACAAGAGUGGAUACCUGAAACUUGUUUUUGGUGCUUUAACUUUAGUUAUCCAAAGAAACAAAAAUUUAAAGCAGUGUCAACAAGAGAAGAGCAAUUAGAACUUUCAAAUCAAUGGUUGUCAUCAAAGGAGGAUGGUUACACAUCAAAAGGGUCGGUUACACAUGCUGUACAGCAGCUUGCUUCAACAUUAGUUUUCAAAGACAUUUUAUUCUGCUCAGAAACGUGUCGAGAGGAAUUCAAGCGAUCUGGAUUAUCGACUCCCUUCGAAUGGUAUAUGACAAUGGCUGCCAAUUAUAGACUAGAUAAUGAAUUUAAGAGAAAUAAAUUAAAAGAAACAAAUCUAAUACAAAAUCAACUAAAAGAUGAAGAAAUAAUGAUAAUAGAAAGCUUGGAUAUUCAUGAUGAUAAAGCGCUAUCAGACUGGCUAGAUGAAGCAUGGUCUUGUAUAGUAGAUAAUGAUUUUGAGCUUUAUAGAGAAAUAGAUGAUACAGAUAGAGCAAUGUGUCGACUCAUUGCUUCAUGCAUAAUACGUAAAGACGCAGAGUUGUAUCCUUGCAAUGAUAAUCUACCGCCACUACCCAGAUUCAAAGACUUGCUUGCAAUUCAAAAUAAUGAACUAUCCCAUUUUAGAAGUUGUUUUAUUAAUCCAAAAAAUGAAUUAUACCCAUCUCAUGAUAAUCAAAAAUCAAUAUCAUCAUCAUUAUUAUUACCUUGCAUUCAACAUAUUAUAAAACUUGGACCCAAGGAAAGACGAGAACUAUUACUUUCAGUCUUGCCUUUAGAAGUUUUAGAUGUCAUGGCACUUUAUUCCUUCUUUGCUCGUGCCUUCAAGGACACACAUGUCACAAAAAAGAAUUCAAUAAAAAUACCAACAUUAGCUAAUCUAGAUCAUCGGUUAUUUCGAUCCAUCUAUUUUCGAGAACGAGCCAACAGCUUUGGAUUAUGGGAAAUGAGUCAUGAUCAUACUGAUGUCACUGAUGAUUUGGAAUUAUUGGGUUGGGGCAUCUAUCCUUCUGCAGUUUAUUUUAAUCAUUCAUGUGAUGCUAACGUCAUAAAAAUUAGAGAUGGAAGAAAAAUGAAAUUCAUUGCAAAACGAAUGAUUAAAAAAGGUGAAGAAGCAUGCAUUUCAUAUGGUAAUGUUGAAGAAGAUGUGGAAAAUCGUCGGUCGAGAUUAUUGAAACAUUACCACUUUUUAUGUCAGUGUACAAGAUGUAUUCAAGAAGAUGAACAAAACAACAACAAUAAAAGAUCGAAUUGUUAAACAAAAAAAUAAAUAAAUAAAUAAAUAAAUGAAAUAAAAAUACAACUCUGGUU